GAACGACAACUCCCAGCAUCCCAGUGCUUUGUUUUCCCAGCAUGCAUUUCGGUUCUAAUUUGCUAAAGCAAGAUGGCGACUAAAACAGGCAAAGACGGUCCUCCACCUUUUGAUUGUCCAUCAUGGGCAGGCAAACCGCCCACGGGACUUCAUCUUGACGUGAUGAAGGGAGACAAAUUGAUAGAGAAAUUGAUUAUUGACGAGAAGAAGUUUUACCUUUUUGGGAGGAACCCCGACUGGUGUGACUUCACCAUCGACCAUCAGUCAUGUUCCCGCGUUCACGCUGCCUUAGUCUACCACAAACAUCUAAAAAGACUCUUCCUUAUAGACCUCAACAGCACACACGGUACUUUCCUUGGACACAUCCGCCUCGAGGCCCACAAGCCUCAGCAGGUUCCCAUAGACUCCACUUUAUCGUUUGGGGCUUCGACUCGAACGUACAUCAUCAGAGAGAAACCCCAAACCCAAGGCAGCGCUAGCGCAGGAGACAAUAAAACGGGAGACGACGAGGAGCUCAAAGGACUUCUAGGUCUUCCAGAAGAAGAAACAGAGUUAGAUAACCUGACAGAGUUCAACACGGCUCACAACAAGCGCAUCUCGCUCUUGACCAUUGAAGAAGGCAACCUGGAAAUCCAAAGACCUAAAAGGAAACGGAGAAACUCCAGAGUCACCUUCAGUGAAGAGGACUCCAUCAUUAACCCAGAGGAUAUUGACCCCUCGGUCGGGCGCUUCAGGAACAUGGUGCAGACAGCCGUCAUCCCCAUCAAGAAACGUAGAGCUGAAGGCCAAAACACUCUUGGUCUGGACGACCUGACGUCAAAGCGCAUGCAUGGCUACAGCUUAAGCAGCGGUUUGUAUGGAGACUUGCCUCCCACCAGUCAUGAAAACCAGCCCACAGGAGCACCUGGAGGUGCUGCAAUGCAAGGAGGACUUCCCUUGCCCUUCCCAAACCCAGCGCCGGAAGUAGACCUGGCCCCGGAGGCUCCCCACCCCCCCAUUUCUCUCAAUCCCACGCCCGUCACAGCCCCGUAUCUACCAGAGACCCUCAACGAGCCACGCAAAAAGAAGUAUGCCAAAGAGGCUUGGCCAGGCAAGAAACCCACCCUCUCGCUACUCAUCUGAGGAGUUCUGGAAAGCUUCUGCCUCUCAGGUUACCAGAAGAUGGGCCAGCCGCUUUGACCUGGCAGAGUUGGAGCCAUUCGCUUCUCUUUUCCCCUCCAUUGUCAAAGAAAAGUGCAGCUUACAUUUUUACCGUAUGUCUGCCUCACUAGAAUCUACUCCUAUAAAUAAACAGUUUGGUUGUUUGUAACAUUUAUUUUUUUGUCUGCAAAUAAAAUCCACUUAAGUUAAAAAAGAAAAAGAUCUUAGCAGUUAGUGAAGAGUGUGAGGACACAGUAAUCUCCAUGGUAGAUCCGAUCAGUGUGAAUUUAGUUUUUAUUUCUGUUUUACUGGUUUUACUGUUGCUAUUCAAGCAAAUGUGCUUUUAUAAACGAUGUUGAACUGAGAGGUCAGGAGAGAAUGCAUCUGUAAAUGGAUAUUUUGGAAAACUACAGGGCUGCUCCCAUUUUUUUAUUUCUACUAUUUCUAAAGUUUUUUACAGUGCAUUUUUGUUUCCAUUUAUCCAAAUUCUGUGUAUUAGAUCUUUUAUGAACUAAGUGCGAGAUGUUUUGUAUUCUCCUAGUAAGCCAGCAGGUGGCGACUCGAGCAAAGGAUUCAAAUUGAAGUUUGACUGCAAGCUAUAAAGUAAUAAUUUGUCUUCUAUUGCACUAAACCUCACCUAAAUCUAAAUAAUCAUCAAAGAAGUAUUGCAAAAAGUUGUUUAUUUCUUUAAAGUUUUGACAUUUCCUGGUCCAGACUCAACAUUUUUUUACUUUGACUUGAGAGAUGAAAUGGGUUAUUCCAUUUUUUAAUCAAAUAAUGCAAUCAAAAUCGGUUGCUAAUAAAAGGUUCCUUGACUUGAA
Messenger RNA from Oryzias melastigma (Indian medaka), 1961 nucleotides. RefSeq names its product protein phosphatase 1, regulatory subunit 8b (gene ppp1r8b). The coding region runs from base 73 to 1122 and encodes 349 amino acids. Gene Ontology annotation, molecular function: protein serine/threonine phosphatase inhibitor activity; protein binding; mRNA binding. Gene Ontology annotation, cellular component: nuclear speck. The transcript has 7 exons. Lineage: Eukaryota; Metazoa; Chordata; Actinopteri; Beloniformes; Adrianichthyidae. The record is from RefSeq and is a predicted model, not a curated record.